Messenger RNA from Guyanagaster necrorhizus, 522 nucleotides. RefSeq lists its product as uncharacterized. The transcript has 3 exons. Gene Ontology annotation, molecular function: 2 iron, 2 sulfur cluster binding. Lineage: Eukaryota; Fungi; Basidiomycota; Agaricomycetes; Agaricales; Physalacriaceae. Bases 1 to 522 code for a protein of 173 amino acids. The record is from RefSeq and is a predicted model, not a curated record. Gene Ontology annotation, biological process: iron-sulfur cluster assembly. Gene Ontology annotation, cellular component: mitochondrion; cytoplasm.
AUGUCAGCAUACCGCCCGAAUCAGAAUCUAUCACUAGUGGACUCCCCGCCUGUCGUCGUACCGUCUUCGUCGUCGACAACGCUGGACUCGAACGCAGCAGCGCCCCAGGUUGCUGCUCGUCCGCCUCCGGUGCCCAAAGCAGAGAAACCUAGACCAAGGAUUAGAGCGACCAAGGCUGCGCUGACGAUAUGCUUGAAGACGUCAGCAGCAGUAGAACGCUUAAAGGCACUCCUUCGUGGCCCAACCCCCCAGCUCAUCAGAAUCGGUGUUCGCAACAAGGGAUGUGCCGGACUAUCGUACCAUCUAGAAUAUGUUGAAGAGCCGGGCAAGUUCGACGAGGUUGUAGAACAGGAUGGCGUCCGGGUGGUCAUAGACAGCAAGGCGCUCUUCUCAAUCAUAGGGAGCGAGAUGGACUGGAAGGAAGAUGCUUUAAGCUCAAAGUUUGCCUUCAAGAACCCAAACAUCAAGGAUGCUUGCGGAUGCGGCGAAUCAUUCAAUGUCGCACCAUCGGCACAACCAUGA